Messenger RNA from Cotesia congregata, 543 nucleotides. Lineage: Eukaryota; Metazoa; Arthropoda; Insecta; Hymenoptera; Braconidae. The record is from the annotation of a GenBank genome assembly.
AUGUGGAAACUAUCGGAUAUCAACCCCAGACUGUUGGUCCAUAUUCCGAAGAUUUCUCUUUUGACAAUAAACGGCGAUCACAGCGCUCCGACUGCGAAGAUCGACACCGCAGAUAGCUCUUUCUUUCUUUUACAGUGCAUCGGUCAUUAUGCAAAAAAACUAAAACCGCCUAAGAAGGACACGAAGGGAGGUUCCUCCAAACAACCUCAAAAGACCCAAAAAAAGAAGGAAGGAGGAUCCGGUGGAAAAGCCAAGAAGAAGUGUUUAAAUGAACUAGUCAAGUGGUCCAAAGGAAAAGUCCGUGACAAGUUAAACAACGCAGUGUUGUUCGACAAGGGUACCUAUGACAAAUUAAUCAAAGAAGUACCUCAAUACAAAUUGAUCACUCCAUCAAUUGUGAGUGAAAGAUUGAAGAUCCGUGGAUCACUUGCCAGGCGAGCACUCCUCGAACUUCACCAAAAAGGUCUGAUUAAACAAGUUGUACAGCACCACGCUCAACUUAUUUACACCCGCACCACCAAGGGCGACGAUCCCGCUGCGUAA